AUGGCAGGGCAUAGCAGCAUGGUGAGUUUACUAUUAAUGGUUAUAAUAUUGGCAACUAUGGCUUUAACCAGCAAAGCCCAACCUCCGACGGCCAUGGUGCCUGCCCUCGCGCCAGCCUCAGCAUUGCCACCAGCUAAGGUGUUUAGUCUGGCAUUACUUUUUCUUAACAUUUCCCAGCCAGAUUUAACUCCAACUCCACCAACGCCGGUGCCUCCUCCUCCUCCAACUCCAAGGUCGAUGCCCCCUCCACCUCCAUCGCCAACCAUGGAACCACCUGAAGAUGAUUCCCCUCCUCCUUUAGAGAAUCCAUCAUCAUCAGAUGGUAUUAUCAAUGAAAACCCACCUUUAGAGGCUCCAUCGCCGUCAGAUGACUCGGAUGGUAAUAUCAACGACAAUCCACAACCAUCUCCGCCCCUUCCACCGGAUGAGGGGACUGAUCCAUUGCCAGAUCCUACACUCGCUCCAAAUCCACCACCAUCACCGCCACCACCACCACCAACAGUUACUGAUCCGGAAGAGGAUGCUACACCGAUGCCACCAUCAGAAGAAUAG
This is a messenger RNA of Chenopodium quinoa (quinoa), 552 nucleotides long. Its product is annotated as circumsporozoite protein-like. The coding region runs from base 1 to 552 and encodes 183 amino acids. The transcript has a single exon. NCBI's taxonomy places the organism in Eukaryota, Viridiplantae, Streptophyta, Magnoliopsida, Caryophyllales, Amaranthaceae. The record is from RefSeq and is a predicted model, not a curated record.